AUCAAGGGCCUUUACCCUCAGACCGUCGUCUGAUAGAUCCGAGUUUGCAAUUGACCUAGGAAUCUAAGAGAUUGCUUCACAGUCAGAUUCAUCGACGGGCUUUUUGAUUAUUUGGCAGCAGGUGUUACUAGGUUCACCACAGGAUUUGAGCACCAUGUCCGGCAACGACACUUACCAAGACCCCUUGAACUCGCGCUACUCUAGCACUGAGAUGAAAUAUCUCUUCAGCCCGCGCAACCGCUUCAGCACCUGGCGCCAGCUCUGGAUCUGGCUGGCAGAGAGCGAGAAAGAGCUUGGUCUAGACAUCACCGAUGAGGCUAUCCAUCAGAUGAAGGCUCACCAGGUCAUUCAAGACGAAGAGUUCACGGUUGCAGCGGAGGAAGAGAAGAAGAGGAGGCAUGAUGUUAUGGCUCAUGUGCAUACAUUUGGAGUCAAGGCACCGGCUGCAGCAGGGAUUAUUCAUUGGGGCGCCACAAGUUGUUAUUGUACUGACAAUGCGGACUUGAUCUUCCUCCGGGAUGGGCUUGAUAUCUUGCUUCCCAAACUAGCGACUGUUAUCGAGAAGCUCUCUACCUUCGCAAAGGAGUACAAGGGUCUACCUUGUCUAGCAUACACCCAUCUUCAACCUGCCCAGUUGACGACAGUGGGAAAGCGAGCGUGUUUGUGGAUCCAGGAUCUGCUGAAAGACUUGAAGAACCUUGAGCGAGCCCGAGAUGACCUGAGGUUUAGGGGUGUCAAAGGCACGACUGGCACGCAGGCUUCUUUCCUACAAAUAUUCAAUGGAGAUCAUGCCAAGGUCGACCAACUUGACGAAUUGGUGACGGAGAAGGCUGGCUUCGACUCUGCGUACAUCAUCUCCAGCCAGACAUAUCCCCGCAAGAUCGACGCUGAUGUUCUGAACGCUCUAAGCUCUUUUGGCGCAACAUGCGAACACAUAGGUCAAGCAAUCCGUCUUCUUGCCUCCUUCAAGGAAUUAGAGGAACCCUUCGAGUCAACACAGAUUGGGUCAUCCGCCAUGGCCUACAAGCGCAAUCCCAUGCGCAGCGAGCGUCUCUGCUCCCUUGGCCGCAAACUCCGGAACCUUAACGCCGAUGCUUCAGCAACGUACGCCGCGCAAUGGAUGGAGCGGACUCUCGACGACAGCGCUAUCCGCCGCAUGUGUCUCCCGCAAUCCUUCCUCUGUGCUGAUGCCAACCUCAUCCUCCUCAACAAUAUCGCUUCUGGUCUCGUCGUCUAUCCCGCCGUCAUCAAGAAGCGCGUUGAGGCUGAGCUGCCUUUUAUGGCAACAGAGAACAUCAUCAUGGCGUUGGUGAAGAAGGGAGUCUCGCGUCAAGAUGCACACGAGGAGAUUAGGGUCCUGAGUCAUGAAGCUGGAGCGGAAGUGAAGCAACAUGGCAGGGACAAUGACCUUAUUGAGAGGAUUCAGAGGACCGACUUCUUCAAGCCGAUUAUUGGGGAGUUGAAGGAGUUGCUCAAACCGGAGACGUUCAUUGGGCGAUGUCCGGAGCAGGUGGAGGCUUUCUAUGCAAAAGAAGUCACGAAAGCGCUCAAGAAGUACUACGAUGCGGGAUCGUUGAAGUUGCAAGAGGCUGCUGAGUUGCAUGUGUAAGGUGAGAUGGUGGGAUUGGGGUUUGGUGCAGUGAAGGGGAUACUAAACAGGAUUAUGAGAGUUGUGAGUUGUGUAUUUGCAUACCAUUAGCUUAUGGAAUUGGAGGUAUUUGUCUUUAAAUAGACAAAAAGUCAAGCCCAC
Lindgomyces ingoldianus is the source of this 1750-nucleotide messenger RNA. RefSeq names its product putative adenylosuccinate lyase Ade13. The transcript has 3 exons. Bases 155 to 1609 code for a protein of 484 amino acids. Gene Ontology annotation, cellular component: cytosol. NCBI's taxonomy places the organism in Eukaryota, Fungi, Ascomycota, Dothideomycetes, Pleosporales, Lindgomycetaceae. Gene Ontology annotation, molecular function: N6-(1,2-dicarboxyethyl)AMP AMP-lyase (fumarate-forming) activity; (S)-2-(5-amino-1-(5-phospho-D-ribosyl)imidazole-4-carboxamido) succinate lyase (fumarate-forming) activity. The record is from RefSeq and is a predicted model, not a curated record. Gene Ontology annotation, biological process: 'de novo' AMP biosynthetic process.